Messenger RNA from Ochotona curzoniae (black-lipped pika), 288 nucleotides. RefSeq names its product tachykinin precursor 4 (gene TAC4). The record is from RefSeq and is a predicted model, not a curated record. The transcript has 4 exons. Lineage: Eukaryota; Metazoa; Chordata; Mammalia; Lagomorpha; Ochotonidae. The coding region runs from base 1 to 288 and encodes 95 amino acids.
AUGGUGCCCAGCCUUCCCCUGCUGCUCCUAAUGGGGCUGUCUGUGUGUGCUGUGGCAGGUGACGGUGGGGAUGAACUGACCCUCGGCACUGAAGCAGGAUCCUGGGUAACCGUGAACCUGCAGGUAGGCGCUGUCGCCAGUAUUCAGCUCCAGCUGCACGAGGUGAAGAGGGGCAAGGCCAGCCAGUUCUUCGGGCUGAUGGGGAAGCGGGUGAAAGGAUAUCAGACGGGACAGAUGGUUCAGGGCAGGAGAGGAUUAUCCACAAAAGGUCUGGUCAUUAACUAUUAG